AUGGAUUUGUAUGAUAAUAUUGAACUGAUUUUUAUGGCAUUUGCAAUCGCAACAAUUCCAAUUUAUUGUUAUAUUUCAUUUGUAUUAUUAGCGGAAAGGUGAAUGAGACAAAAAAAUGUGGAAAAAACUUGCCCGGAUUUCAGGAAAAAAGUAUUUUCUUCAUCAUUUUAUAAACUUUUUUCAUUAUUAACUUGUUUCGAUAUACUUUCAUGUUUUUGCAUGAUUUCAAGUAAGCUAAAAAGUUUUUUUUCGUAAAAUCGUGACCAAUCCAAUUGUUUCAGCCAUGACAAUUCCAAGUAUAUUUUUCCCAGAUGAAAUAAAAGAUACAGUACUUGCGAAAAUAUUCACCGGGCUUUUGCUGUUUUUGAGAACUGGACAAGGGACUGCAACAACUUAUAUUGCUGUGAAUCGAGCUACUGUAUUCAUAUUCCCAUUGAAGUAUAUUAAAAUUUGGCCGAAAAGGUUUAUAUUUUAUAUUUUAAUAUUUCCCUGUUUCGGAUUACCGUUUCUUUUUGGAAUUUUUUAUGCAGAUAUCAAUUAUAUUGUUGAACCAAUAUCUGGUGUAAGUUUGGAAAAUAUUUUGAGAAUCCACAUUCAGAUGUUUUAAUCUUCAGAGACCAUUUCCAAACUUCAUUGACACAAAUAUUCGAGAUAUUCUAUUUAUGAUAGCUCUCGUCAUGGAAUUCUAUUCACUCGUUGUUAUAUUUCUCGCAUAUAUUCUAGUCGUAGUUAAAUUGCGAAAAAUCGGCAAGCAAUUAUAUUCUAAUCAAAAAACAGAGGAAAACACAUCAACCCGAAUUGCGAUUAUAGUUUGCUGUUGUGAAAUAAUUUAUUUCAUAUUUCUCGGACUAUGCCCAAUAUUUGCGAUUUCAACGAAGACUUUUUACGCAUUCAUCAAUCCUGUUACCUAUGUUUAUUCAACAAUUAAUUGUUUUGUUCUUCUUUUAUUUUGCCCGCCAAUUCGAGAUCUCUGGAAACCAAUCAAAAUCAAAAAUGUGACUACGAUAACAUUAUGA
Molecule: messenger RNA, 1016 nt
Organism: Caenorhabditis angaria
Lineage: Eukaryota; Metazoa; Nematoda; Chromadorea; Rhabditida; Rhabditidae
Source: the annotation of a GenBank genome assembly